Molecule: messenger RNA, 2695 nt
Organism: Exaiptasia diaphana
Lineage: Eukaryota; Metazoa; Cnidaria; Anthozoa; Actiniaria; Aiptasiidae
Product: serine/threonine-protein kinase MAK
Exons: 12
Coding region: 377-2014 (545 amino acids)
Biological process (GO): intracellular signal transduction; cilium assembly; protein phosphorylation
Cellular component (GO): cilium; nucleus; cytoplasm
Molecular function (GO): protein serine/threonine kinase activity; ATP binding
Source: RefSeq, a predicted model, not a curated record
UAUUCAAGUAAGACUUUGUUCUAAAACUCUUAUGGUUAUGAUAUUGUUUCUCGUCAAAUUCAUCUCCGAUCGCUUUUAAUUUGACAUAUUUGGCAAGUACAAGUAUUGAAGAAGCUGUGUUGCUAAUAUUUUUUAGAGGAAGUAUUGGUGCUAAAGGUUUUACUUGGUCUUUCUGUCUCCGCCAUGGCGAAGUGAGCAUGUUUGCAUAAAACACAAGAACUCCUGCUUCUUUGAUGGCAGACAAGAAGAAAGCUUAAUCACUACAAACAUUUACCCGAAGAUUAAUUCCAAGCUCUCAGAGAAGGGCAAAACAAUGAAGAAAGGAUUAUAACUGAGAAAUUUUUAGACAUUUCUGACUGCAUCUAUUGUGAGUAUAAUGCACCGAUAUCAAAGCAUAAAACAACUUGGAGACGGAACUUAUGGGUCCGUUGUGUUGGCCAAAAACCAAGAAACUGGAGAAACAGUUGCUAUAAAAAAGAUGAAGAAAAAGUUCUAUUCUUGGGAAGAGUGUUUGGGGUUGAGAGAAGUUAAGUCCUUAAGGAAGUUAAACCACGCAAAUGUUGUGAAAUUAAAAGAAGUUAUCAGGGAGAAUGAUCAUUUAUACUUUGUGUUUGAAUAUAUGAAGGAAAAUCUAUACCAAAUGAUGAAAAAUAGUGAUCGUUUGCUUCCCGAGUCUGUCAUUAGGAAUGUCAUCUACCAGAUACUUCAGGGUCUAGCUUUUAUUCAUAAGCAUGGAUUUUUCCAUCGUGAUAUGAAACCUGAGAAUUUACUGUGCUCUGGACAAGACAGAGAUCAGGGAAAUCGACUUGUGAAAAUUGCCGACUUUGGUUUGGCAAGAGAAAUUCGAUCAAGACCUCCCUAUACAGAUUAUGUAUCUACAAGAUGGUACAGAGCUCCUGAAGUUCUCUUGAGAUCCACAGGAUAUAGUUCACCAAUAGAUAUGUGGGCUGUAGGUUGUAUCAUGGCUGAAUUAUAUACACUUAGACCUUUAUUCCCRGGUAGUAGUGAGGUUGAUGAAAUAUUUAAAGUCACUUCUGUACUGGGCACUCCAUCUAAGGAGGAAUGGUCAGAAGGACACAAGUUAGCAAGUGCUAUGAAUUUCAAGUUCCCACAAAUGGUCCCAACUCCCCUCAAACAACUUAUACCUAAUGCAAGUCCUGAAGCUGUGCAGUUAAUGCGUGACCUUAUGAUGUGGGACCCAAAGAAAAGACCUACAGCAGCCCAAGCUCUCAAAUAUCCCUACUUUCAAGUAGGUCAAAAUCUUGUCAAACAAACCAAACCAGUAAUGACGGAAAAUAAGCCUCCAAAACAAGCUAUUACCCAACAACAACCAACUGAGAAAGCAUCAGGAAAAAGAGUUUUUGAAGAUGAAUUUUCUACAAGUGGCAAAAGCCAGCCUGUUGCWAAGGUACCRUUGCAAAGUUACAACAGUGGCAGGAAGAGAUGGGGAGGAACAGUUGGUGUGAAAGACAGCACUGAUGAAUUUGAAUCAAUUUUAAAUGAAAUUGAAAGCAGUAAUGUUACUGAGUAUCAAAGAAAGCCACCAAUAAAACGAACAGAAACCAACGACUCUUUGAUAAGUGACAAAAGGAAAGAGUCGGGCCUGCGCAACAAAACUCCACCAAGCGCAAAACAACAUUACAUGAAACAAGCGAGAUACUUUCCUGGCCAAUCUACUGGUACAACUCACCAAAAACCAGCCCAAAAUGGCGUCGCAGCACACGGCAGCACUUCACUUAUUAGAAAGUCAUCAUUUGGUGUCAGCGGUGCAGCCGCUGGUAGUUACGUCCCGUCGUUCGGAGGAACAACACAACCUCGAGGUGGUGGUGGGCCCCUUGGUGGAGGCAUAAGCGGAGCCACAUGGAAACCACCUCUUACCAAACAGCCCAGCGGCACGUCUAUUUACCAGCCUCCUGGCGCGUCCACCAGAAAUCAAGUUCCAAGAUAUGGAGCGGUACACGGUCGAACAGACUGGAGUUUAAAGUAUGGCGGUGGGAGGACUGGAAACUUCUGAACAUGCUAUACUAUAAAUAUUUAAUUUAUUGAUGAUGCACAUACUUUUUAAACCUCUCCUUCCCUAAGUGUACUUAUUCUUUGCACGGUAAAGUCCUUAUAUUCAUUGUAAAUAGUUAUGUUAAAUAUGAUUUUAGAAUUAAAUAUCGCCUCAGUGUGGCUAGACCUGGAAUGUUCUAAUCGCGAUAAAAUCGAGCUAGUAUUUCAAAAGACUGCCAUUUUGAAUUUGAAAUGAAAACAUCUAAUAACCAAGCAUAUUUGGUUGUUUUGGAAAAAUUUCAUUKCAAAGAAUAGAAUUGUMAGAGAAAGUUAUUUCUCAUCACAAUUCUAAAAUCACAAUGGCGACCGUGCAAAUUGUAUUCUUAUAAUUCAUACUUCAGUCAUAACUUGACUCUAAGACCGAGAAAAAUAACCUUCUCCUACACCUACUCGUAGACCAUUCAUCUACGGUUAUUUUUAGGAUUCUUAAUAUAUUCGUGCAGUCACUGGAAUUAUUUAUUCAAUUCAGGCGUGGCAUUUUUUUCAAGAUGGCCACCAAGCCAUGCUAACAGGACAAUCUGUCUAGUAACCAAGACAGCGAUUUCUUAAAUUAUGUAAUGUAUAGACCAAUCGAAUUCAAACGAUUGGAUAUCAAGUCCGAAUUAAAUAAACCAGGCAUUAAAGACCCUGUUGUGUUCUUUUC